Hydatigera taeniaeformis is the source of this 312-nucleotide messenger RNA. The record is from the annotation of a GenBank genome assembly. NCBI's taxonomy places the organism in Eukaryota, Metazoa, Platyhelminthes, Cestoda, Cyclophyllidea, Taeniidae.
AUGGGGAGUGAUUUCUCCCUUUUUGCUUUCAAGGUGCGUCACAUUUUGUGCGAGAAGCAGAGCAAAGCAUUGGAGGCUAUCGAGCAACUGAAGGGCGGCCAAAAGUUCAACACCGUGGCAGAGCAGUACAGCGAGGAUAAGGCACGUUCUGGUGGCGACCUCGGCUGGAUGGCCCGUGGCUCCAUGGUGGGACCCUUUCAGGAGGCAGCUUUUGCACUACCAAUCUCUACGGUGGAUAAACCGGUGUACACGGAUCCUCCGGUGAAGACUAAAUUCGGCUACCACGUAAUAAUGGUCGAAGGGAAGAAAUGA